Messenger RNA from Fusarium tjaetaba, 309 nucleotides. Its product is annotated as cytochrome c oxidase biogenesis. Bases 1 to 309 code for a protein of 102 amino acids. The record is from RefSeq and is a predicted model, not a curated record. NCBI's taxonomy places the organism in Eukaryota, Fungi, Ascomycota, Sordariomycetes, Hypocreales, Nectriaceae. The transcript has a single exon.
AUGGCCGUCCAGAACCCCCCGGUGCCAGAGGAGAAGCUCGGAGUCCCCUCUCGCAACCCUCUACCUCUCUCCGCAUCACAAGAAGCACAAGUCCGAGACAUAUUCUACCAAAAAGUCCGAAAAGAAUGCGCCGACGAGAUCAAAGGCACGUCCCCCUCCACCACCUCCAUCUCUACCUCAACCACCAACUUCACCCCCAAAAUACAACUUCAACAUCAGGCCACUGACAAACCCCAGCAUUCGCCGCAUGCGCCCUCGGCCGCACAUUCACCGUCUCCUUCGCCUGCCGCGCCGAACACCGCUCCAUGA